Camelina sativa (false flax) is the source of this 1724-nucleotide messenger RNA. RefSeq names its product UDP-glycosyltransferase 71D1. Gene Ontology annotation, molecular function: UDP-glucosyltransferase activity. The record is from RefSeq and is a predicted model, not a curated record. NCBI's taxonomy places the organism in Eukaryota, Viridiplantae, Streptophyta, Magnoliopsida, Brassicales, Brassicaceae.
UAAUCAUCACGUGUCACAAAAGUCAAAAUUAUUAAUUCUCUUCUUCUUUGGACUUUAAUAUGUAGAUUGGAGGAGGAAAGAUCAAAAAGCUAUCUGUUCUUUUGUUAAGAUAUGAGGAAUGCAGAGCUCAUCUUCAUCCCAACACCUACCAUUGGUCAUCUUGUUCCGUUUCUUGAAUUCGCUAGGCGUCUCAUUGAGCAGGAUGCUAGGAUCCGUAUAACCAUCCUCUUGAUGAAGCUGCAAGGUCAGUCUCAUAUGGACUCUUAUGUUAAGUCAAUUGCCUCCUCUCUUCCGUUUGUUAGAUUCAUUGAUGUCCCUGAAUUAGAGGAGAAACCUACACUUGGUACUACACAGUCUGUGGAAGCUUAUGUGUACGAUAUUAUUGAGAGAAAUAUCCCUCUCGUGAGAAACAUAGUCAUGGAUAUCUUAACUUCUCUUGCAUUGGAUGGAGUUAACGUCAAUGGAAUAGUUGCUGACUUGUUCUGUCUCCCCAUGAUUGACGUUGCUAAAGAUGCAAGUCUCCCCUUUCAUGUGUUCUUGACUACAAAUUCUGGAUUCCUAGCUAUGAUGAAGUAUCUAGCAGAUCGACAUUGUAAAGAUACCUCGCUUUUUGUUAAGGAUUCUGGAGAAAUGUUGUCAAUUCCUGGCUUUGUAAACCCUGUUCCAGCUAAAGUUCUGCCUUCAGCUCUGUUUCUUGAAGAUGGUUAUGACGCUUACGUGAAGCUGGCCAUAUUGUUUACCAAGGCUAAGGGAGUUCUAGUGAAUAGCUCCUUUGAUAUUGAGCCUUGCUCUGUGAGUCACUUUCAUCAUGAGCAGAACUACCCUUCUGUUUAUGCUGUUGGCCCUAUAUUUAACCGGAAGGCCCAUCCUCAUCCGGAUCAGGACCUAGCCCGUCGUGAUGAGUUGAUGAAAUGGCUUGAUGAUCAGCCCGAGGCAUCGGUUGUAUUCCUUUGUUUUGGGAGUAUGGGAAAGUUGAGAGGUCCUCUAGUGAAGGAAAUAGCACAUGGACUUGAGCUAUGUCAGUACAGGUUCCUCUGGUCACUACGCACAGAAGAGGUGACAAACGUUGAACUUUUGUUGCCUGAGGGAUUUCUUGACCGUGUCGCUGGCAGGGGAAUGAUAUGCGGUUGGUCACCUCAGGUGGAGAUAUUGGCCCAUAAGGCAGUGGGAGGUUUUGUGUCUCAUUGUGGAUGGAACUCAAUAGUAGAGAGUUUAUGGUUUGGUGUUCCAAUAGUGACAUGGCCAAUGUAUGCAGAGCAACAGCUUAACGCGUUUCUUAUGGUGAAGGAACUGAACCUCGCAGUGGAUAUGAGGCUUGAUUACAGGGCACAUAGCGAUGAACUAGUCAGUGCAAACGAGAUCGAGACAGCGGUUCGUUGUGUAAUGAACAAGGAUAAUAAUGUUGUGAGGAAGAGAGUGAUGGAUAUCUCGAAGAUGGCACGGGAAGCUACGAUGAACGGUGGAUCUUCGUAUUUGGCUAUUGAGAAAUUCAUACAGGACGUGAUAGGAACAAAGCCUUAGCCUUUUCUUAUUCAUAAGCUAUAUAACCUUGUUAUUUUACACUCAAACUUGGUUCUUGAAUCAGCUGCGGAUGAAUCUUGUUUUUAUUGUUGAAUUGAUCUUCUUUUAUUGUUUUUACUCAUCUUCUGACCAAAGUAAGGCCAGGGACACUCGCCUUUGGAAAAUUUGGUGUUUGUAUGAUAUACGUGCGUCUUUAACGAUCA